UGGCAUUGUUGUUUACAAAGUACCGGGCGAGUACAGUUCUACCCCGAGUUACAAUUAAAAGUGUGUGGAUUUUUGCAGUAAAAAGUAUUAUUUACUUUUACAUAGUAACAAUCCGUACUCACCAUGUCGGAUGCCGACGAUCAGAUGGAGGUGGCCGAGGAUCUAAACAUCGAGGAUGCCAUACUGGAAAAUGCGAGCGACGGAGAUGAUGAUGACGAUGCAGACGGAACCGACAAGAAGGAGAACGGUGGCAAGGCCAAGGUUUACUUGCCCGGUGGCAAAAUGUCCCACGACGAAGAGCUGGUGUGCGAUGAGUCCGCGUACAUAAUGCUGCACCAGGCGCAAACCGGUGCCCCGUGUCUUAGCUUCGACAUUGUGGCCGAUCCGCUCGGUGAUGAUCGGGAAGAGUUUCCACUGACGGCGUACCUUGUGUCCGGUACACAGGCGGCCCGUACACACGUGAACAGCGUGAUCGUGAUGAAGAUGGCCAAUCUGACGCGCACGUCCAAACCGUCCGACGGUGAGGAUUCGGACGAGGAUGAGGCGGUCAGCGAUGACGAGGACGUGGAGGAAGAUCAAACGCCCGUGCUGAGCAGUGUGAUGAUCAAACAUCCCGGGUGCGUGAAUCGGUUGCGGGUGACCUCGUUCGGUACCUCGCAGUUUGUGGCCUCGUGGAGCGAGAUGGGCCGGGUGCACAUUUACAACAUCAACGAACAGCUGGCAAUGCUCGACGAUAGCCAGGCGCGGAAGGCGUACCAAACGAACAAGACCGGCGACGGAGUGAAGCCGGACUUUACGUUUUCUGGCCACCAGAAGGAGGGUUUCGCGAUUGACUGGUGCCCGACGAAGCGGGGCAUGCUGGCGACGGGUGACUGUCGGCGUGACAUUCACAUCUGGCGACCGAACGAUAAGGGUGCGUGGAACGUUGAUCAGCGACCGCUGGUGGGCCACACCGACUCGGUCGAGGACAUCCAGUGGAGUCCGAACGAGGCGGAAGUGUUGGCCUCGUGCUCGGUCGAUAAAUCGAUCCGCAUCUGGGACUGUCGGGCUGCACCGUCCAAGGCGUGCAUGCUGACGGCGGAGAACGCGCACGAGAGUGACGUGAACGUGAUCAGCUGGAACCGAAAUGAACCACUCAUCGCGAGCGGUGGCGAUGACGGUGUGCUGCAUGUUUGGGAUCUGCGACAGUUCCAGUCGAAAACACCGGUGGCCACCUUCAAACACCACACCGACCACAUAACGACCGUCGAGUGGCACCCGAAAGAAUCCACCAUACUGGCGUCCGGUGGCGACGAUGAUCAGAUUGCACUGUGGGAUCUGUCCGUCGAGAAGGACGAUGCGGACGAUACGGCGAACGAUGAUCCGAACCUGAAGGAUUUGCCUCCGCAGCUGCUGUUCAUUCACCAGGGCCAGAGCGAAAUCAAGGAACUGCACUGGCAUCCGCAGCUGAAGGGCGUGAUACUAUCGACGGCACACACCGGGUUCAAUGUUUUCCGUACGAUAAGCGUUUAGAAGAGCGGGCGUCAUACAUUCGCGGAGCACGGUAAUAAAGCGUGUCGGGUGUUUAAAAACCGA
Anopheles stephensi (Asian malaria mosquito) is the source of this 1575-nucleotide messenger RNA. RefSeq names its product glutamate-rich WD repeat-containing protein 1. The record is from RefSeq and is a predicted model, not a curated record. Bases 124 to 1512 code for a protein of 462 amino acids. The transcript has 2 exons. NCBI's taxonomy places the organism in Eukaryota, Metazoa, Arthropoda, Insecta, Diptera, Culicidae. Gene Ontology annotation, molecular function: protein binding.